Bufo gargarizans (Asiatic toad) is the source of this 486-nucleotide messenger RNA. Its product is annotated as chymotrypsin-elastase inhibitor ixodidin-like. NCBI's taxonomy places the organism in Eukaryota, Metazoa, Chordata, Amphibia, Anura, Bufonidae. The record is from RefSeq and is a predicted model, not a curated record. The transcript has 5 exons. The coding region runs from base 86 to 334 and encodes 82 amino acids.
AUAAAUUCUGAAGGAUCAUCUUCUCAUCUUAAUUAUCUUCUGAGGAUCAUUCACUGACAGGCGCAAUUUUACAACUUCUGCAGUGAUGGCCACGAUGAAGACUCUUCUGUUAGUUUGCUCAGUGAUUUCUUUAGGCUUUCUUUACGGUGUACAAGGUCAACGGUGCCCUGUUGGAACUAAAAUAUCAAAUUGUUAUGGUUGUUGGUCUAAAUGUCCGGAUAAACCUUGUAUCCAAGCUUGUACAAGAGGCUGUGUGUGUGCACAGGCUGGAUAUCUUAUAGGUCCUAAUGGCAAAUGUAUUCCAGAGCAAGAAUGUCCAAAGGUGAAAUCUUAAGAUGAAGGCAAGAAACCUCUGAUCAAAGGAAGACAACAUUGACGUCUCAGAGAAGAUUUGUUCCUAGUCCUGAGAAAAAAUAUGGAUAAAAUAAAAUUGCAUGUGUAACAAUUCUAACUAUUAUACCCAAUAAACCAUUGAUAGCAUCGUAA